GGUCUCCAAGGUGUGUUAUUGUAGAGGCAUAAAUGGUACAUUACCCUACUGUCUCAAGGGCAGAGAAGUUUAAGCAUUAGUUUUGUUUAACUGUGGCAAAUGAGAAUAAACUUUUUAAAUAGUCUGCUUGAAUUGGAAUUCAUGAGAUUUGUGCUCAUGAAACUACUUGGUUAAAAGAUAGUUUUUAAGUGAGGUAGGAUAAAUUACUAGAGUUUUUUUGAAUUUGAGAUAUAAUUAUUCCUUGAAACGUCUCUAAUUUCUCUUGUAGAUGAAUUUAUGUUCCCAGGGUAAAUCCCUUUAAAAUUUUUUUAAAAGCUUAGGAGAGAGAAGAAUAUGUAUAGCUUAUGGUGCUUUCUAAAAUAUCUUAAAAAGAGUAGCUAAGCCAAUUUGCAUAGGAGGGAGUCUUGGGACUUUAAUAUGGAUAAAGUAAGUAUUCCAGAAGCCAUUUGUAGUUUUUGUUGAAGUGUUAGUAUGGAUAUUGGUUUGUUGAAGAAAAUAGGCUUUUUUUCUUUUUUUGUUACUGUGCAAAUACUUUAAUAGCAAACCUGAUUAAUAUUUUUCAGAUGUAGAAUGUGUGAAGUAAUUUGAUGUCUUUGCUAGUUUAGCUUCUGGUUAAUCUACGUACCCUUUUUUUAAAGGAAAACAGACCUCAGUGAAUAUAUCUUCAGACCCCCACUUUGGGGAACAGUGGUACUUAAGUUUAAGUUGCUUUUACAGAAUUAACAGGUCUCCAAGAAAUUUUAAAAAAGGUCAUUAUUGCUGUGGUUUGAGCUCAGCAUGGCUGUAGUCAUCCGUUUACUGGGGCUUCCUUUUAUUGCGGGGCCUGUGGAUAUUCGUCACUUCUUCACGGGAUUGACUAUUCCUGAUGGAGGAGUGCAUAUAAUUGGAGGGGAAAUUGGGGAGGCUUUUAUUAUUUUUGCAACAGAUGAAGAUGCAAGACGUGCCAUAAGUCGUUCAGGAGGGUUUAUCAAGGAUUCAUCUGUAGAGCUCUUUCUUAGUAGCAAGGCAGAAAUGCAGAAGACUAUAGAAAUGAAAAGAACUGAUCGUGUAGGAAGAGGGCGUCCAGGAUCUGGGACAUCAGGGGUUGACAGCCUGUCUAAUUUUAUUGAGUCUGUUAAGGAAGAAGCAAGUAAUUCUGGAUAUGGCUCUUCAAUUAAUCAAGAUGCUGGGUUUCAUACUAAUGGUACAGGACAUGGUAAUUUAAGGCCAAGAAAGACAAGGCCAUUGAAGGCCGAGAAUCCUUACUUGUUUCUACGAGGUUUGCCUUACCUAGUAAAUGAAGAUGAUGUACGUGUCUUUUUCUCUGGUUUGUGCGUGGAUGGAGUAAUUUUCUUAAAACAUCACGAUGGCCGAAAUAAUGGUGAUGCCAUAGUAAAAUUUGCUUCAUGUGUUGAUGCUUCAGGAGGUCUUAAAUGUCAUAGAAGUUUUAUGGGUUCAAGAUUUAUAGAAGUAAUGCAAGGAUCAGAACAACAGUGGAUUGAGUUUGGUGGUAAUGCAGUUAAGGAGGGUGACGUUCUUAGGAGAUCUGAAGAACAUUCUCCACCAAGAGGAAUUAAUGAUAGACAUUUUCGAAAACGGUCUCAUUCAAAAUCUCCCAGAAGAACACGUUCUCGUUCCCCUCUUGGAUUUUAUGUUCACUUAAAAAAUCUGUCCCUCAGUAUUGACGAAAGAGAUUUAAGAAAUUUCUUUAGAGGUACUGAUCUGACUGAUGAACAGAUUAGGUUUUUAUAUAAAGAUGAAAAUAGAACAAGAUAUGCCUUUGUGAUGUUCAAGACUCUGAAAGACUAUAAUACCGCUUUGAGUUUACAUAAGACUGUUUUACAAUAUCGUCCAGUUCAUAUUGAUCCAAUUUCUAGAAAACAAAUGCUGAAGUUCAUUGCACGUUAUGAAAAGAAGAGAUCAGGGUCACUAGAGAGAGAUAGGCCGGGACAUGUUUCACAAAAAUACUCUCAAGAAGGUAACUCUGGCCAGAAACUGUGCAUCUAUAUAAGAAAUUUUCCAUUUGAUGUUACAAAAGUUGAAGUGCAGAAGUUCUUUGCAGACUUUCUUCUUGCUGAGGAUGACAUUUACUUGCUUUAUGAUGACAAAGGUGUUGGUCUGGGAGAAGCAUUAGUGAAAUUUAAAUCAGAAGAACAGGCCAUGAAAGCUGAACGUUUAAACCGACGAAGAUUCUUAGGGACAGAGGUGUUAUUAAGACUUAUAUCUGAGGCACAAAUGCAGGAGUUUGGUGUAAAUUUUUCUGUGAUGUCCAGUGAAAAAAUGCAAGCUCGCUCACAGUCACGUGAGCGAGGUGACCAUUCCCAUUUAUUUGACUCAAAAGACCCACCAAUAUACUCAGUUGGUGCUUUUGAAAACUUUAGACAUCAGCUAGAGGACUUGAGGCAACUGGAUAACUUCAAGCAUCCCCAGAGGGAUUUCCGGCAGCCUGACAGGCACCCUCCAGAAGACUUCCGACACUCCUCAGAGGACUUUAGGUUCCCCCCGGAGGACUUCAGGCACUCCCCAGAGGACUUCAGGCGACCUAGGGAGGAAGACUUCAGGCGGCCUUCUGAGGAGGACUUCAGGCGCCCUUGGGAGGAAGAUUUCAGGCGCCCUCCGGAGGAUGACUUCAGGCACCCUAGGGAGGAGGACUGGAGGAGGCCCCUUGAGGAGGACUGGAGGCGGCCACUGGAGGAGGAUUUCAGGCGGUCUCCCACGGAGGACUUCAGGCAGCUCCCCGAGGAGGACUUCAGGCAACCCCCUGAGGAGGACUUAAGGUGGCUCCCAGAGGAAGAUUUCAGGCGGCCACCUGAGGAGGACUGGAGACGGCCCCCAGAGGAGGACUUUAGGCGGCCUCUUCAGGGAGAAUGGAGGCGACCACCCGAGGAUGACUUCAGGCGGCCCCCAGAGGAGGAUUUCAGGCAUUCCCCUGAGGAGGACUUCAGGCAGUCACCCCAGGAGCAUUUCCGGAGGCCACCUCAGGAGCAUUUCCGUCGGCCACCCCCAGAGCAUUUCCGGAGACCACCUCCAGAGCAUUUUAGGCGGCCUCCCCCAGAGCACUUCCGGCGGCCACCCCCAGAGCACUUCAGGCGCCCGCCCCCGGAGCAUUUCAGGCGCCCGCCCCCGGAGCACUUCCGGAGACCGCCCCAGGAGCAUUUCAGGCGGCUGCCUCAGGAGCAUUUCAGGCGCUCCCGAGAGGAAGAUUUCAGGCACCCAACAGAUGAAGACUUCAGGGGCCCUCCUGAUGAAGACUUUAGGCACCCUCCUGAUGAGGACUUCAGGAGCCCCCAGGAGGAAGAUUUUAGAUGCCCUUCUGAUGAGGACUUCAGGCAGCUCCCAGAGGAAGACCUUAGGGAAGCUCCGGAGGAGGACCCUAGACUUCCUGACAAUUUUAGACCUCCUGGUGAGGAUUUUAGGAGCCCGCCUGAUGAUUUUAGAAGUCACCGCCCUUUUGUGAAUUUUGGUCGCCCAGAAGGUGGCAAGUUUGAUUUUGGAAAGCAUAAUGUGGGAAGUUUUGCUGAGGGGAGAUUUAUGCCUGAUCCAAAAAUAAAUUGUGGUUCAGGUAGAGUAACUCCUAUUAAGAUAAUGAAUCUUCCAUUUAAAGCUAAUGUGAAUGAAAUUUUAGACUUUUUCCAUGGGUACAGAAUCAUACCUGAUUCAGUUUCGAUACAGUAUAAUGAGCAAGGCUUACCUACAGGGGAAGCCAUUGUUGCUAUGAUAAACUAUAAUGAAGCUAUGGCUGCUAUUAAAGAUCUAAAUGAUAGGCCAGUUGGGCCCCGAAAAGUUAAGUUAACUUUGCUGUAGAGAGAGAGCAUUUCUAAGUUCAGUUAUCUUCCUUGCAGUAUUGAUGGAGUAAAAUACAUUUGUUUUAAAAAAGUGUUUUUUUUUAAAUUAUCUAAUGAAAUAUUUUAUUUUUGACCUGUGAAUAGAACAAAUGUAAAUAGUAGAAUGUGAAUCUGGUUUUCUUUUGCUUGCAAAUUGCCAUUCUUUUUUUUUUUUCUAAUUUAAAAUUACACAUGCUGUUUUUUUCUUUGAUGGGGAGAAAGAACUAAUUCCCUGAGUUCAUUCAUUUUUGUUGAUGUCAUCGGUAAGCUUCAAGACUUAUUGAAGUAGAGUUGUAUUUGGGGAAGAUAUAUUUUAUAUUCACUUUUUUUUUCUUUCUGUAGUCUACAUCUUUUACUCAAACUGUAUAAGGAAAUAGUGACUGAUUGUUCAGGUUUGGCAUUUGCAUUGCUACCUGCCUGCAGAAUUAAUGCCCUCUUCCUUGUCUAAGAUAUUACUGUGUUAAGUGUCCUGUUAAUUAUAAAUAGUUCAAAAUGGACAGACUGUCAACUUGAAAUUUACUUAUGUAAAAAGCUUAGGUGAUUCUUAGGGUUUCCAUGUUCAUAACUUUACAAAGCUUUAUAAAAAUAAAAUUGCAACUUAAUAGAGCUAAUUAACUUGUAUAAAAAGAAAAAAGAAUUGCAGCUCGAUAUUGUGAAGUUUUUCAAUAACCUCAUUAAACCGUAUUUAUGAUGGGAGGGACCAGACAUUCUAUAGUAAUAAUGUAUAGUGCUGUGUAUAAUUCCAUGGUUUCUUCAACAUCUUAUCAACCAAGUAAAAUUAAUACAAGAUACGCAAAAGAUAGUAAAAUAAGAAUCUAAUUAUAGGUGCAAGGGGACUCAGGCUUAUGCUGGAAGAAUCUGACAAGUGGUAUAGUUUGUUUUUCUAGGAAGAAUUUACUGAUGAGUCACAUAACUUGCAUGUAAUAUUAGGUUCUCAUUUUUUAGCUUCGAAACUUUGUGUCCAUGCAAAGACUCUAUAACUGUUAAGACUUGUGUGGUUGAAUUUUGACUUGAUAUUCAGCAUUUAGUGCAUACAUUUUGCAACUAGGGAAUUUGAUUUUCUAUACCCACAAUAAUAUUUAUGGCUAACAUUUAUUAGGCACUUACUAUGUGCUAGGCACUGUAAGCACUUUACAUGCAUAAUCUCGGUAUUCCCUGUGAGUACAGGGUUAAUUAUUUACCUCUAUUUCACAAAUGAGAUAAUGAAGUGGGAUGAAGUGCGAGGUUAAGCAACUUGCUUGAAGUCAUAGGUAGUAAAUCAUGGGGCCAAUUUUAACCCAGACAGACCACUGACUCCAGUUCAUGCUUUUGCUGCCUCACUUUUUUAAGUGGUAUUUUUAAUUAGGAAGACCAUGCUAAAGAUACUUUCAAGGAUAAGUGAUUAUUUUCUCACUUCAAUUGUUGGUUUAAAAUUAGCAUAAAUAGGUAAAACCAGCAUGCUCAAACACUGAGCUCAAACAUUAACAUUACUAAUAAAAAAAAAAAUGAGUGACUUUAAAAGUUUCUUUCUAUCCAGGGUUUCUCUUGGGAUACUCAUAUGGUAUAUUACUGGCUUAUAUUUCAAAAUUAUUCAUUUUAUUCAACAUGAUUGACUUUGGCCUUUUAUAAUUUACAUAAAACAUAAUUUUCCUCAGUUCUGUAAUCCAGAUUUUCCCCAUUGAGUAAAUAAUACAAUUAAAUUUACAUAUGGUAAUUUAGACAUUUAAUAGGAUAUUGCAUAGGUAGAAUACUUUGUCAGUACUUAGUUACUACCUAUAUGUAUUUUUGUGUUACUUUUCAGUGAUUUAAAGAAAUCUAACAGAAAUCUGCUUAAAUUUGUUUUAAAUAGUGAAUAUCCUGCUCGCUAUGGAAUGAAUAAACAGGUAAAUUUGAUAUGAAAAA
This is a messenger RNA of Pan troglodytes (chimpanzee), 5684 nucleotides long. It is a transcript of the gene RBM12B, whose product is annotated as RNA binding motif protein 12B. The record is from RefSeq and is a predicted model, not a curated record. NCBI's taxonomy places the organism in Eukaryota, Metazoa, Chordata, Mammalia, Primates, Hominidae. Gene Ontology annotation, molecular function: RNA binding. The transcript has 3 exons. Bases 778 to 3783 code for a protein of 1001 amino acids.